Molecule: messenger RNA, 8145 nt
Organism: Heteronotia binoei (common prickly gecko)
Lineage: Eukaryota; Metazoa; Chordata; Lepidosauria; Squamata; Gekkonidae
Gene: CERS6
Product: ceramide synthase 6
Exons: 10
Coding region: 333-1493 (386 amino acids)
Biological process (GO): ceramide biosynthetic process
Cellular component (GO): membrane
Molecular function (GO): sphingosine N-acyltransferase activity; DNA binding
Source: RefSeq, a predicted model, not a curated record
GGAGGAGGGGGGGGGGGAGAGGGAGGGAAACCGGCGGGCUGGGCUGGGCUGGGCGGAGCGGGGUGGGCUGCCGCUGCUGAGGGAGGGGUUUAAGACAGCCGCUGGAGGGGCAGCGGUCGCGGCCGCUGGAGCAGGAUUCGAGGCGCUCCAACUGCACGCCCAUCGAGGCACACGCUGACAUCCCUCCCUCCAUCCGUCCCGGCUCUAUAUAUUUAGCUAGGGCGAGCAUCCUCCUCCUCGCCCAGCAUCCUUCAGCUCCCACCCCGAACAAAAAGGCGAAGAAGCGGGGGGGGCUUGGAAGGGGAAGCCGGCCCGAGCGAGACAAAGCAAAGAUGGCAGGGAUCCUCGCCUGGUUCUGGAAUGAGAGGUUCUGGCUGCCACACAAUGUCACCUGGGCGGACCUGAAGAACACCGAGGAAGCCACCUUCCCCCAGACGGAGGACCUCUACCUCGCCUUCCCCUUGGCCUUCUGCAUCUUCAUGAUCCGCAUGGUGUUCGAAAGGUUCAUAGCCAAACCAUGUGCCUUCGGCUUAAAAGUUCAAGCCAAUGGACCACAAAAAGCUCAGCCUAAUGCUAUUCUUGAAAAGGUUUUCACUGCAAUUACGAAGCAUCCAGAUGAGAAGAGACUGGAAGGGCUAUCCAAACAGCUGGACUGGGACGUACGCAGUAUUCAGCGUUGGUUUCGACAGAGACGCAAUCAGGAAAAGCCGAGCACUCUCAGAAAGUUCUGCGAGAGCACGUGGCGACUUACAUUUUACCUGUAUAUAUUCAUUUAUGGAGUCCGGCAGCUGAAGCAGAACCCAUGGUGGUGGAAUACCAGGCAGUGCUGGACAGGAUACCCUUUACAGCCACUGACACCUGAGCUUCACUAUUACUACAUAGUUGAGCUAUCAUUCUAUUGGUCCUUAAUGUUUUCUCAGUUCAUUGACAUCAAAAGGAAGGACUUUGCUGUCAUGUUCAUCCAUCACAUCGUAGCGGUUGUUUUGCUGACCCUCUCAUACACAAUCAACUUCUUGCGUGUAGGGGCCUUGACACUGUGUCUUCAUGAUUCCGUUGACAUUGUGCUGGAGGCCGCCAAAUUGACAAACUACUGCAAGUGUCAAAGACUGUGCGAUAUGCUUUUCAUCACAUUUGCAAUUGUUUUCAUUAUCACAAGACUUGGAAUAUAUCCUUUGUGGAUACUGCACACAGUACUAUUUGAACUUCCUGAAAUUAUCGGCAGCUUUCCUGCCUUAUCAAUCUUUAUCAUCUUACUUCUGAUCCUUCAAGUUCUCCAUGGUUUUUGGUCUUACCUAAUAGUAAAAUCAGCUUAUAAAGCUAUUUCUAAAGGCAAGGCAAGAGAUGACCGCAGCGACGUGGAGUCAAGCUCAGAUGAAGAAACCUCACCUCCUCAUUCAAAGAUCUCCCAUAGCUCUGCCACAACCAAUGGGACCAGCGGAGCAAACGGGACAAACGGCUACCUCACCAGUGGCAGUUCUGUGGAGGAACACUAAUUUCCUUGGAUUAAGCACUGAUAACACGAACAAAAUGAACUGUUUGCUACAGGAAGUUAAUAAGUUAUGAAUGCUGGGUCUGUUCCCCCCCCCCCCCCUUCCUUAUUCUUUCUCUUGACAUCAGAAAAAAAUACUUAAUAUAUUUAAAUUAUUCUAAUAGUGCACUAUGUAUUUCCUGUUUGUGAAUGACAGCGCCACACCAUUCUCUUUUAUGUAGGCAUGCUGUAUUUGUAUAUAAUGACCAGAUGGGAGCAGUAUUUUCUUCUGUAGUCACUGAGUAUUAUUUUUUUAUAGAUAGAUAGAUAGCUAUUUUAUUUGGGGGGGGGGGUUACUUGCAGGUGAAAGGGAACUUCCUGGAUAAUUUUCUUUUGAUCUUCAUCCAAGCUGGAGAUUGCCAGGUGGAGGUGUGUCUUCUUCCCGUGAUUGGUCAAUUUGGCCCAACACUUGAGGCAUCUGCUUGAAUUUCACUCCUACCAAAAGUUCCUCCUUCAGUUUUCAGAUUCCUUUGCUAUUUUUGUGUGUGUGCUGAAGGAUGCUGGAUUUUGAGAUUGCCAGUACAAUCACAGUGGGUGGUGACCAUCCCCUGUCCUCAGUAUAAGGUUUAUGAAAUAAUGUGUUCAUGUUUAAGUAGCUUCUAGUGGAGGUCAGUUUAGUGAUUCAGACUAAACUGUAGUUACUUGAAGAUGCGCUUUUAUCAUUAUUUUGAACUCCCAAAGCUGGUGAUGAAUUAGAAUAGAAGAAACUUCACCAUUUGCGUAGACACAUAAGCUACAUUUUCGUCGAGUUACGAUUACCUCCUCCAGCGGAAGGAUCACAUCUUGAAAAAAAUUCAGUCUCAACAUUAUUGUUGUGUGGCUUUCAUACUGAGGUGCUUUUCAAGGGUGGGGUGGGCAUUAACUGUUGACCCCCCCCUCAAGUUACACUUGAUACUUAGAAAAUUAGCAAUAGGGUAAACGAGACAGCAAAAAAAAAAAGUUAGAAAUAACAUGGAUCAGAUGCGCAAAGUAUUAGAAUUUACAAUCUGUUGUGACAGAGUAUUAAAGAGAAAUCAGAAUGUGUUACUUUUCACCAGCUGCAGGGGUGUGGGUGCCACUGGCUCUGGAUUGUACCAGUUCAAAUAAGGGAGCGGUGUCACAUUACGGGAUGCUUUUCCAUACACAUCAGUUCCCCAUAUGAAGAGCACGAGCACGUUAGGAGCAGGAUUCCAGGCUGGAACCAUUCCAAACCCUGCUCUCGACAGGCUGUGAUUUUUUUUAUAUGCAGGGAAUUAUUUUGCACGGAGCAGGAUGUGAUGUCAUCAGAUGCCCCAGCCUGUCGUCUACAGUUCAGCCAGGACAAGUUUUGCCUGUGAGUGGAAAAUUAGGCCUUACACUAUCAACCUGGAGUUUGUUUUACUGCAUACGUGCUGACACUCUCCCAAUUAAUCAAGCGUGCAGUCCCCCAAGUGCUGCUUCAGAGCACUCCUCCUUUUCCUAUGUGCUCUGGGCAGGUUGCGUGUGCCUGGUGCACAUCCAAGAGGCUCUGAUUUGAAGGGUGGAGAGCAUCGCCUCAGUUUUUCAAGGCCACACCAAUUCAGUUGUGGGACCACAGUGGUCCUUUAACGCCAAUUCGCACAACUAGGAGGAGCAACCUCCCUUGCCCUAGCAAAGACUGCGUAAGUCUCAUUGUUGUAUUAUUCCCCCCACCUACCACCCUUUGUGUGUGGGGGGGAACGUACCUGCCUUAACCAGUAGCACUUGCCACGUUUCCGGAUCUAAUGUCCAAUCCAGGAGCAGAAGAGACUGCUUGCUGGAUGUGCCCUGAUAGAAAUUCAUACAAAACCUCCAAGCCUCAUUUUAAUUAUUAGAAAGGUAAAACUGGAGGUGAUGUCCCCCUUCCUUUUCCUUUAGCAGAAGAGCAACGGUGUAUCCGUAAGGGUAACAGUCCCAAAAGAAAUUGGGAGGAGUUAUCGCCUUACUUAAGAAACUGUUCCUUUUGUAUUUUUAAUCUCUCUUUGCUUGAAGCUUCCUUAUUUUCCAAAAAGAUCCUUAUCGCGGAAGCUAUUUCUCUGCCUAGCCAUGCAAGUGGCAGCCAAUUAAAAGUAUUCUGUGUGUUUUCCUCUGUGCAGUUUUGUUUUCUACCAGUGCUGUGCGCAGAAGAAAUGUGUGUGCCUAAGAACUUCCAGCAGCAGUAUAGAUGAAAAUACCCUGGAAGCAGGAAACUCCCUACUGUGAAUCAUAACAUUUGUCUCUCCGCUAGACACUGUUUUGAACUAGUUUUGUUUCCUACUACAUGCCUGUGCUACAGAAUCUCACGUGAACAUCUUGUUGAGCCAUGCAUGUUUUACAUGGCUUUGUUCUGUACUUGAGAGACUGGGAAAUGGCUGUUGUAUUUCGGAGAGGAAAGACAGUUAUCUUUGAGCUCCCAUUCCUUAAUCAUUUCUUAUCGAUAUAGCUUUUUUAUAAUUUUUGAAACCAACCAAAGUUGAAAGCUUCCUCCUCUCACCCCCGCCCCAUUGAAUUGGGUUGUCCUCAAUGGCUGUUGUGCUUUAACGAAGGUCCAGUUUAUAGCUCUUCAUGUUGUAAAAAAGAAAUUUUGAGACCUAGGAUGUGUUGAGAUUUGCGGGUGGGUCUCGUGGAGGAUUUCUGCAAUGGAAGAGAACGUGGUUUUCACUCAUUGUUCCCCCCCUUCUGUUGCAGACCUCAGACUCCAUCCUUACGUUGUUCUUGAGGAUCCAUGCCCCCCCAAAGCAGAAUUUCAUGGGGUCAUUUGGGGCAGCAAGGGAGGAAAAGACUUGGGAAGUUUGUUCUUCUUUCAGCCAAAAUGCUCUGCAGGAUCCAAGCCCUGAUAUCGAACCACUCUUGCAAAGACAAUUCAACAAAACCCCUAGAGAAGUCAGUUAUGUUACAACAUGUUAAAAGAAAAUAGUGGUGGUGUUCUCUAUUGAAAAGCCAGGGUGGAGAAGGCAAAUGAAGGGUUUGUCCAUUAACUGCCCUGUAUUUAAUAGCUGAAAAGCAGGAACGAAAUAAACAGUACCCAUGUAUGUUAGCUACAGGUUAAUUGCCUGCUAGAGUUUCUUUUUCCAUCCCCACACUGUAAUUCAGGAGUUAUCACAGGUUGGCUUUUGUCUCUUAUGUAGCUUUGCUUUUCCUGGAGACUAAAGGAUAGGAUCCAGAUAGGAUCCUGGCUCUUCUGUGAAAGAUUUGAUUUUGUUUAUUCCUUGUUUGUUUGCUUGCUUUAAAAAGCAGGUGCAAGGAGGCUAGAUUCUGAUUGGGACUGUUAAAAAUAGGGAGUGAAAACUCCCCCACCCACCCUGUGCAGUUUUCCGGACCUGAAUCAGUCCCAAAGAUCUGAGAUUUGCUCACCUGGGCAAACAUGAAGUUAUUUGUAUUGGUAUAAGUACGGUCAGGAAAAAGUUGCGUAUGGUGUGGGGAGGGUUAAAUUCCCCCUAGUACCGCAGUCCUUUCCUGAACUGUGUCCCCCGCACACUAUGUAAAGAAAGAAGCUUGCAGGCUACAUUCAGCAUCAAAUUCGAUUUGGCCAUAACUCUGUAGAGCUAAGCUGGAUUCUUAUAUGCAGUAUGAAGAAUGGAAGUCUACAUGGGCGUGAUGAACAAGAGGCUGAAAGCAUGAUGUAAAGAACACACUUCGGAGAUGCAUUGGUAUUGGUAGUCGUAAUUAUUUUUUUUUUCUGCUAAUGAUGAAUACUGAUUUGGGAGGGGGGACUCUGUUCAUUAAGAGACAGAAUCUUUCAAUGUUGAACAAUAUUACUUAGGAUGGGGGGAAGUCGUGAACAGAUAGCUGGUCUUUUCUGAACUCGUAGCCAUUAUAUUGAACAAUGCGGUCAGGAUUGACAGCUGCUAACCAUUAGAGUUCUUUCUGGUUGCAUUCAUUCCGAGAUGAGAUGCACACUAAAUGGUUUGAUAUAAGGGAAGCUCCUGAGCUUGGCUUCUGACCGCUUUGAAAAAGUAAUUGGACUAUAGAAACUGUAGUAGAUCUACAGCAGGGUUAUUACAAUUCAAUAUACAUUGACUAUCCUCUACCAUUUAAUGCCAUUGAUAUCCCAGUGUGCAGACAAAGUCCCUUUGCAGAGGGAGAUUCCCCAUAUAAGGUAGAUCAGAAUGUACAGCAAACACCCUUGGCGAUGUACACGCUAAGCACACGCCUCCUGCUACUGUGCACGCAAGGAGCGUAUGACUCUAGAGCAAAUAUGUUCAAUCUUAUUGUAUUUCUGGGAAGUAGGGAUUAUUCCACUUUCUGAAUUUCUGUUCUGAAUAUUAUUUAAAAAAAAUAACUGUUCUUGGUAACAAACAUUCUUAGAACCCUUUUAGCGCUAGAAUUAAGAGAUGCAGUGACUUGGAUAUAUAGAGUAGAAAAAUGAAGAAAACCACUUAUGUAGAACGUAGAAGUGAUUAGGUAGACUGAGCGUCCUGUUAGCCAGCCCUGGGGAUAGUCAAGUAAGACCCAUUGUUGUUUGCAUUUACUCUGUUAAGUAUUGACACGUAGGUUGCUGAAAGAAGAAAACAUGUUUUGUAAAAAAAAAAAACGUUGGACUAGCGUCUGGUGAGUAGGUUUCUUAAGCAUAUAUCCAGUUGAGGGUGGCCGUAUGUAUUCGCAACCUCUAUCCAGGUUGUUGAAUGCCAGAUUUAAAAUGCCAAAAAAUGAAAUAGAUGUAUUCUUGUUGCCAUAUUCCAAAUUGUUCAUUUUGUGUCUUCGUGGUGGAGCUAGUUUGCAAGUUUCCUUUGAUGUAUUCUCAAGGCAGGGAGCCCCUUGACUUGGGCCCUAGUAUGUAGGCUGUGCCCAUGGCAGGGUACGCAUCACUUCCCUGCCAUAUGGAGAAGCUUAAAUAUGAAUUUGGUCUCCUGCACAUAAAUAGCUAUCUUUUUUUAACAAUUUUUUUUUUUCAGGAUACAUGCUGGUUGAGUCUGAUUACAACGAGGCAUAUGACUGAUUUCACAUUCAGGUUUCCAUGUGUAGCAGCAGGGAAAGUUGCAGACGUCCACCGCUCUCUCACCUUGCCAUGUGCACAGUCUACAUCUCAGCACUGGUCCACAGCCUGUUUGCAUGUGGGGAAAUUGCAGACUGUUGUUCAUGAACGAGAUCAGGCUACACAGUACAGAGUUUGCUCUUCUGAGGAGAAUUUACAUGAACACACACACACACACACACACCAUUGUCAUGCCAUGAAUCUGGUUUCUGCCUUACAACUGGUGGUGUUAGGAAGCCAUUGACUGGAUCUGCAAUCAAGCAAGGGAUCUAUAAACCCUGAGGGCUUGGGAUCCAGUUGUAGGGAAAGGAAAGGAAGCAUCAGUGUGUAACUAUGGAGGUCCUUCACUGAUGUCUUUAUGCAUUGCCCCCCUUCCUUCCAAGUAACUUUAAUAUCUGAGCUGAGCAUGCUGUAACAAGCAAGACAAUAGUUCACAUCUGUGUGUAUGCGUAUGCGUGUGCUGUAUUUUGCAAUAAACUAUGGAAAGAUUGUUGUGUAACCAAAUGCCACAUGGUUUUGAAUGUUUCACAUUGCACAUAGGAAGGUAUAGGUUACACAGCAUUCUGGUGGUUCAGGUUGGUCAUCCUUUCUGCCAUCCAGCUUGAUUGGCAGAUCAUGGCAUAGGGUUUCUGAAAAUAGGGCUAUUACCCACCAUAUUUCACAUCUGGAAAAAUAUGCACAGAGAGACUUGGGUUUUCUGUAAAUUUCCCAUGUGAGUGCAAGAUGAUUUCUUUGUUGCCCCAAUUGCUUAAUAUUUUGUAUUUAUUUUUAUUUACUGCAGAGUGAUAAUUUUGUGUUGUAAUAACCUGGAUAACUCAUGCCCACAUGAAGAAAUUGCCGCAGUUCUGUAUGCCAAUGUGAAAAUGGCCAAAAAUACUCCAAAUCACAGUGUUCUUCAACAUAGAGUUGCCUUGGAAUAAUAAAUAUCAAAACAGCUCUUAUUGAACCAGUGGGGUGUUGUAUUUCUACAUGUUGUUGGGUUUUUUGCACUUUGUUUUAGUUUCUUUUGGGAUGCUGGAAAAAAAAACAUGCAUUUUAAACUUCUCUUUUUCAGAUAGCAGUGAGUUUGGAAGACAUAUACAUAGCAUAUUUUUACUUUCAGGUAGUUCUGAUUUGUAAUUACAGUAAAACUCUGCACCUUAUAAAGUUCUUCACUUAGGAAAUCUCUUCCGCUUGUUUCAGUUGAGGGGAAAGGUGUAUGUGCUUUAAUAGUAUUUAUUUGAAACUUGACUUCCGCCUCGUACUUCAGCGAUAAGACAUGUUGAUCAGAACUCUUUGGUAAUGAUACUCAUCUCCAAACAAAAAGGAUGGUACAUACAAAUCUGUAUUGGAGCUGUUUUGUCCCUGCAUGCAAAUUUCUAAAUAAGACUGUAACCAUCAGUCUGUGUUCUAUACGGUGGUUAUCUUCCACACAUUGGGGCAGGAGACAACGGUGCAAUUCUUUUUCGCCUGUGUUUUCAAGACAAUCCAGUGUUUGAGCAACUCUUGCUGUGACAAUAACAUACUGGUAUUCCACUGUUGGAAAUGCCGUGAUGUGUUAGCCUUAGAUUUUGCUUCUGGGUUUUAUAUAUAUAUAUAUAUAUAUAUAUAUAAAUUACAAUUCCUCCUGGAAUAUUUGGAAUUAAUCAAUAUUGUGAACUUUUAAUUUAAAAACACUUUCAUAAUAAACACUAAGUAUUAGGAACGG